AUGAACAUAACGCCAUUGGAUGAAUUACAAUGGAAAUCUCCGGAAUGGAUUCAAGUUUUCGGCUUGAGAACUGAGAACGUUCUGGAUUACUUCGCUGAAUCACCAUUUUUCGAUAAGACGUCAAAUAACCAAGUAAUUAAAAUGCAAAGGCAAUUCUCGCAACUAAACGAUCCUAAUGGUAAUGUGAAUAUGGCACAAAACAUAAUAAACUUAUCGGAUGGAAAGAAUGCGAACUUGGAAGAUGAAUUUGCCUAUGUAGAUUCGGCAAGAAGACAAAUUCUCUUCAAGUACCCUAUGUAUAUGCAAUUAGAGGAAGAACUGACUAAGUUAGAUGGUACUGAGUAUGUACUGAGUAGUGUGAGAGAGCCUGAUUUUUGGACUAUCAGGAAACAAAGACGAUUGAACAAUUCUAGUGUGGGAAGCUCCAAGGGACCAAAGAUUAUCCCAUUACAAGACUACUACAUAAUUGGUGCCAACGUCUACCAAUCACCAACCAUUUUUAAGAUUGUACAAAGUAGACUGAUGUCCACGAGCUAUCACCUGAACAGUACAUUGGAGAGCCUGUACGACCUGAUUGAAUUCCAACCUUCCCAAGGCGUACACUAUAAAGUACCCAUAGACACCAGUACUACCACACCCGCUGCUCCUAACGGCAACAAUGCUGGUGGAGGGAGCAACAAGGACAGUGUACGACCCACUGGUGGCGCCAACAUGGCAACUGUUCCCUCGACCACAAACGUCAACAUGACAGUCAACACCAUGGGUACAGGAGGACAGACAGUGGAAAAUGGCACCGGUCGUGCUGGAAAUGGUAACAUGGGGAUCACUACGGAAAUGCUGGAUAAGUUAAUGGUUACAAGCAUCAGGUCUACCCCCAACUACAUAUGA
Saccharomyces mikatae IFO 1815 is the source of this 888-nucleotide messenger RNA. It is a transcript of the gene MED6, whose product is annotated as mediator complex subunit MED6. NCBI's taxonomy places the organism in Eukaryota, Fungi, Ascomycota, Saccharomycetes, Saccharomycetales, Saccharomycetaceae. The coding region runs from base 1 to 888 and encodes 295 amino acids. Gene Ontology annotation, biological process: regulation of transcription by RNA polymerase II. The record is from RefSeq and is a predicted model, not a curated record. Gene Ontology annotation, cellular component: core mediator complex; mediator complex. Gene Ontology annotation, molecular function: transcription coactivator activity. The transcript has a single exon.